This is a messenger RNA of Diatraea saccharalis (sugarcane borer), 1197 nucleotides long. NCBI's taxonomy places the organism in Eukaryota, Metazoa, Arthropoda, Insecta, Lepidoptera, Crambidae. The record is from the annotation of a GenBank genome assembly.
AUGAGUAGUCUACGCACCUGCGGCUCUGAAUGGCUUAGAGCAAAAGAACAAGAGAAAAAAGUGCAACAACACCUGAUUUACCUAGCCGAGUUCAACAAGAAACAGCGCAAAGAACGCGCGGCCCGAGCGCUCGAAAAACAAAACAGAAUCAAGCAGCGGGUGCAAGCUGCCGCUGAGAUGGAGCUACGUCGGAAGAUCACCAUGGUACGCCAGUGGAGGAUCAAUGAGAAGAAACGACUGAGCCGCUUGAAGCAGGAGCGGGAAUCGAAACAGAGGUGGCUGGAAGACGAGGUAGGUAGCGUAUCAGGACAGAAGACCCCCUACACAUCUCAAUUUGACGCUUUCUUUUCUGUUAUUGUAAAUUAUCUUUAGACGGCCAGUUCUUUGAACCAAGUACUAACUUUUGUACUCGUCUUAUAAUAAUACUUCCACAUUAUCUGGCCUAAAAGUUAUCAACGAACGAUACUAUGAUUAUCUAAAAGUUCUUGCAUUUUCCAUAUUUUUUAUGAUGAUAUUGAUAAAAUGAUCGGAGUCCGAUUUUAUCAAUAUCGAAUGGGCCGGCUCGACCGGAGUGAUACCACGGCCUCACAAAAAACCGACGUGAAGCAACGCUUGCGUUGUGUUUCGUCGUGUGAGUGAGGGUACCGGAGGCCCAACCCCGUCCUAUUCCCUUCCCUCUACCCCUCUACCCGUCCCUCCCUAAGAUCAUAUUCGUCCCUCAAAGGCCAGCAGCGCGCUUGUGGUGUUGCAGGUGUCCAUGGGCGACGUCGAAACGGGGGUGCCAAAGGAAUGAGUUUAGAAUUAGCUCAGCGUCUCGCUACUGAAGCUAUGUCAAGCGCUAUAUCGACCCAAGGUGACGCCCUGAUGACCCUGGGACAGGCCAGGGCAAGGAUGGAUAUAGAGACGAUCCUACCAACGGCCCCGAUCAAACUGCUUGAUGAAGUGAUGGAGUGGGGGGAAGCGGUGGAGGGCCUCGCGUCAGCGGUGGUUGAUAACCGCGUGCGCGGCGACUGCGCCGACGUGAGACGAACUAGCGAGUUCCUGGCGCACAGGAUACUGCGCUCGCUGCGGACGGAAAUGAACGAGGAGAAGAAGAGAUUGAAACAACUUUUAGAGUCUACAGAAGAAACUGAACUAAAGGAUUUCUAUGUACCUGGAGAAGUACAAAAGGAAAGUCCUAGUGAGAACUCACCAUGA